This is a messenger RNA of Funneliformis geosporum, 675 nucleotides long. The record is from the annotation of a GenBank genome assembly. Lineage: Eukaryota; Fungi; Glomeromycota; Glomeromycetes; Glomerales; Glomeraceae.
AUGCCGGACACACAAAUUUACGUACAGGACUACGUUAGGACCGAAAAACCUAGACAUCAAUCUUCUGCCGUAAGGAGACAUGCCCCGAAACUUGGAAAUCCCACUCCUCUCGGUCUUUCGGCUUUCGCCUUGUCCACCAUGGUUGUAUCAUUCUACAACUUUAAUGCAUUCAGUAUUACAGCACCAAACAUGGUGGUCGGUGUAUCUUUAUUCACAGGAGGUGUCGUUCAAUUUGCAGCUGGUAUGUGGGAAUUCAAAGUUGGAAACACAUUUGGAGGAACUGGGUUCUCUGCAUUCGGUGGAUUCUGGGCUUCCUUUGGAGUAAUUUACAUUCCAGCUUUUGGUAUCUUGGAUGCUUAUAAAGAUAACGACAGAGAAUUGAACAAUGCUCUUGCAGUUUAUUGUUUAGCAUGGUUGAUAUUUACUUUCAUCUUUACAUUGGCUUGUAUACGAACAAACUUGGGUGUAUUGUCAGCUUUCAUAUGCUUGACGAUGACCUUCGGUGCUUUGACGUUGUACCAUUUUACCAUAACGUCUUUCUUUGUAAAGCUUGCUGGUGUCCUUGGUAUAAUGACCUCAUCGAUUGUUUGGUAUUGUAUGGCCGCUACUCUCUUAACGCCCGACUUGUCACCAAUCAGUUUACCACUUGGAGAUUUAUCUCGUAAAGACAACUAA